UAGGGCAAAUGUGAAGAACCCUCGAGAAAUCAGAUUAAACCCCAGUCUGGCUCAGAAAGAAAUCAAGAGUGGGAAAUCAUGGCAUUGCUGGAGAGAAAAGACAUGGCUGAUGUGAAUAACAAUAUCAAUAAUAAUAGUAGCACAGGUACUGAAGUCCCCUCGAACAUGACUAUUUACAUCAAUAAUCUCAACGAAAAAAUCAAAAUCGAUGAGUUGAAGAAAGCUCUGCACGCUGUGUUCUCGCAAUUCGGGAAGAUACUGGAGAUAUUGGCAUUCAAGACAUUGAAACACAAAGGGCAAGCUUGGGUUGUUUUUGAGGAUGUUCAGUCUGCCUCUAAUGCCAUGAGGCAAAUGCAGUCUUUCCCCUUUUAUGAUAAGCCCAUGAUUGUCUCUGAUUUAUUUCCCUCUGAGAUCUAUAUUUUUCAAAUGGCAGGGAAAAAGAAGAAAGAUCAACAUGAUACUAAUCAAGUGGGAGUGGGUAUGACUCCUGCAUAUGGCGGCGCCUACGGGACAACACCUCCUCUUUCUCAAAUACCCUAUCUAGGUGGUGUGAAAUCUAUGGUCCCUGAGGCUCCAGCUCCCCCAAAUAGCAUUUUGUUUAUUCAAAAUCUUCCCAAUGAGACUACUACAAUGAUGCUGCAAAUGUUAUUCCAGCAGUACGCUGGUUUUAAGGAGGUCAGGAUGGUGGAAACAAAGCCAGGGAUUGCCUUUGUGGAGUACGGAGAUGAGAUGCAAUCAACAGUCGCUAUGCAUGCACUUCAGGGUUUCAAGUUACAGCAGAACUCAAUGUUAAUUACCUAUGCCAAGAAAUAGACAAAUAUGAAGUGGUUUUUGGCUACUCAGAGGAGAGAGCUAACACUAGGAUCUUAAACUUCUUGUAACUGUUCCCUAUAUCCUUUUUAAUCUUAGUUUGAAUAUGAGGUUAAGAUUUUUAAUGUAUCAUAGUAGUUAUGAAUUACUCCUGUCAUAUUUUCUUUUGCUUCUGAAAAUCACUGAACAGUAAUUUCAUGCGAGUGCUGUGCGGCGGAUUAAAUUAGAUAAUGCUGUUGCCAGUUGUAAUCACAUUGUUGCUACACAAACAGAUUCGGCAUUUUCAGUGGA
Molecule: messenger RNA, 1101 nt
Organism: Populus euphratica (Euphrates poplar)
Lineage: Eukaryota; Viridiplantae; Streptophyta; Magnoliopsida; Malpighiales; Salicaceae
Product: U1 small nuclear ribonucleoprotein A-like
Exons: 4
Coding region: 79-813 (244 amino acids)
Molecular function (GO): RNA binding
Source: RefSeq, a predicted model, not a curated record